AUGAAUUAUCAAUUUUCAUCCUAUGAAGUUAAAGUAGAAAUUGACUCUCUUCAAGAGCUUAUUGGCAUGAGAAUCGGUAACAUUCACCAAGUAGAUAAAGAUACAUUGACAAUGAAGUUCUGGAAAUUAGGUGUUUCAAGAAUUUUGAUUGUUCAGAACGGUGUCCGCUUCCACAUUACAGAUUUCCCAAGAGAGAAGCCCAAAGUUCCUCCGGAUUUCUGCUGCAGACUUCGUAAAUUGCUCAGAUUUAGAAGAUUGAAUGAUAUUAUUCAGCCACUCAACGAUCGUGCUGUUUACUUCUGCUUUGGCGAUCUCCGCUUGUGCUUUGAGCUCUUCCAAGGUGGUAAUAUCAUCUUAUUCCAAGAAACAGACAAAAUCAUUCAAGCGGUCCUUAAAUAUCACGUAAUUUCCGGCAAGACGAUCAUCGGUGUCAAUCAGCCAUACAACGAUGACCAAUUCAAACCAUAUACAUCGCCAACAGACGAGCAAGUUCACAAUUAUUUCAAAAAUAAUGACAAUUCGAACCAAAAAGUACGUCAAGGCCUUAACAAAGUCUUCCCAUUUACACGCCCAGAGUUCUUCAUCAGCUCUUUGACCGUUGCAGGCAUCAAUCCCGAUGGUCCAUUUGAUAAAUACGAAUAUCAUCCAGAGCAAGUUGAUAUUUUCAUCGCAGAGAUGCGUAAGAUGGAAGCAGUUCUCCUUUCCAAGCCAGAACCACGCCCAGAACGUCCAGAACCCGCAAAUCCAGAAGAUCCAGAAAAUCAAGAGCAAUUUAAAUACCAACAAGUCCCAUUACCACCAAAACCUAAAGGUUACGUCUACACAAAGGGCAAGGAUAAGUUCCUCAGCCCAUUCCCUCUUGCGCAAUACGAUCCAUCUCAAUCUCAAGUCUUUGACACCUUCGACAAGGCCUGUGAUGAAUUCUGGAGCGUCAGAGAGCUCGAGCGCGCCCAGAAAGAGCACAAAGAGAACGAAGCAGCUCCAGAUAAAAAAGUUCAAUCAGUUAAAAAGAACUUUGACAAGAAACGUAAGCAGUUCCAAGACGAAUUAGACCUCCUUAAUCGUACCGGCCACUUAAUUCAGGCCAACGCCACUCAAAUCGAGCAAUGUCGAAAUGUCAUCAACUCAUUCAUCGCAAAUAGAGUUAGAUGGGACGAAAUUCGCAUGUCAAUCAGAGCAUACCAGGAAUGCGGUAACGAAUUAGCUUCUAUGAUUGAUAAAGUCGAUUUUGAAAAAUCCGGAUUUUAUUGUUUGGUCAAUGACGAAGAAGGAAAGACGGAAAGGAUCUUUAUCGAGCUUAAGAAGACCGCCUACGCCAAUGCCUCCGCCUAUUUCGACAAGAGAGCCGUUCUUGUCAAAAAAUUAGAAGGAGCAAACGCAAAGGAAGAAGAAGUCCUGAAGAAAGUCGAAAAAGACGCAAUUGCAGCCAAGAAGAAAGUCACUUCUACCAUCCAGGAAAGAAGAAAAACGUGGUGGUUCGAAAGAUUCCACUGGUUCAUCACUACGGAGAAUUAUUUGGUCAUUUCCGGACGCGACAAAGUCCAGAAUGAAGUUCUCGUGGCCCAUUAUCUCAAGAAAGACGAUAUUUACCUUCAUGCCGAGAUUCACGGUGCUGCAUCUGUCAUUAUAAAGAAUCCAACAUCGAAGCCGGUCUCCCCGAUAUCAUUAGAACAAGCUGCCGAGUUCGCGGUCGCUAGAUCAAGCGCUUGGAAAUCUAAUGAACCUUGCAACUGCUUCUGGGUUCACGCCGACCAAGUAAAGAAGAAUUUGCCAGGCCAACCAACAGCUCCUAAGGGCACUUUUUACAUUGUCGGCGAGAAAAACAUGAUGACGAUGACAAUGCCACAAAUGGGUCUCGGAAUCUUGUUCCACGUCACAGAACAACAUGUUGCUGACCAUGCAAACGAAAGAAAGAUCAGAGUUGACGAAGAUGAAAAACCAGAAUCCGAAAUUCCAAAAGAAGAAGGCGAAACAAAGCCAAAACUCCCACCAAGAGUUGAUUCAGCAGAAAUCGAAGCCGCUCUUCCUUUCCCACAAGAAAAACAAGAAGAUAUCCCGGCAGAACCAGAAAAACCAAAGAAACCAGACAACGAAGAGGAAGAAAACUCAGAAGAUGAAGAGAUCAGCGACGAAGAGCUCAUGAAAAUGGCUCUUACUAAGCCAGAAGAUGCAGAUGUCGCCGCAAGACGUUUAGAACGCAAAGAGAAGCGUAACAGACCUAAACCAGAGAAGAAGAUCGAAGAAGGUGUCCAGGAAAUCAUGCAGGAAGAAGGAAUUCCAAUUGAUUUGGACACAGAAGGAAUUAACGCUUUGACAGGUGAACCAUUACCUACUGAUGAGUUCUUUGCUGCAUACGUCAUGUGCGCUCCUGUUUCUGCACUUUUGAAGUUCAAAUAUAAGGUCAAAUUCGUUCCAGGUGAAACAAAGAAGGGAAAGGCAUGGCCAGUCAUUUCUAACUACUUCCAGUCAAUGAAGGCUCCUUCUGAACAGACACAACUCAUCAAAUUGAUCCCUGACAACUAUGUAACUGAACAGAUGCCUUUCGAUGUCAGAUUGCAACUCGGUGCUGGUGGCCAAGCUUCUCAGAAUAAGAAUAAGAACAAAGGAAAGCAGAAAGGAAAGAAAUAA
This is a messenger RNA of Trichomonas vaginalis G3, 2628 nucleotides long. Its product is annotated as actin binding. Gene Ontology annotation, molecular function: tRNA binding; ribosomal large subunit binding. The record is from RefSeq and is a predicted model, not a curated record. Bases 1 to 2628 code for a protein of 875 amino acids. Lineage: Eukaryota; Parabasalia; Trichomonadida; Trichomonadidae. The transcript has a single exon. Gene Ontology annotation, cellular component: RQC complex. Gene Ontology annotation, biological process: rescue of stalled cytosolic ribosome; ribosome-associated ubiquitin-dependent protein catabolic process.